Dreissena polymorpha is the source of this 2049-nucleotide messenger RNA. RefSeq names its product peptidyl-prolyl cis-trans isomerase E-like. Gene Ontology annotation, biological process: protein folding; protein peptidyl-prolyl isomerization. The record is from RefSeq and is a predicted model, not a curated record. Gene Ontology annotation, molecular function: RNA binding; peptidyl-prolyl cis-trans isomerase activity. The coding region runs from base 75 to 1004 and encodes 309 amino acids. Lineage: Eukaryota; Metazoa; Mollusca; Bivalvia; Myida; Dreissenidae. Gene Ontology annotation, cellular component: intracellular membrane-bounded organelle. The transcript is spliced from 12 exons.
AUUGGAAAGUCCACUCUGUCUGAGGUCACCUGCACAUCAACUAUCAAAUACACAUUAGUGGCAUGUAACCUAAAAUGGCGAACACUAAACGAUUGGUGUAUGUCGGUGGAUUAUCAGAAGAAGUAGAUGAGAAGAUAUUGCAUGCUGCCUUCAUCCCAUUUGGAGAUGUUACAGACAUCAAUAUUCCACUGGACUAUGAAACAGAAAAGCACAGAGGGUUUGCAUUUGUUGAAUUUGAAUUAGCAGAGGAUGCUGCUGCAGCUAUUGAUAACAUGAAUGAUUCUGAGCUGUUUGGGAAGACGAUACGUUGUAAUGUCGCAAAGCCAAUGAAAGUAAAGGAAGGACAUGCAAAGGCUGUUUGGUCAGAGGACACCUGGUUGCAGGAGCAUGCUGGUGAGACGUUGACAGAAGACACAGUGGAGGCAGGCGAGUCUGAUGCUUCUGCAAAACGACCUGCGGAGACAGAAAGUUUUUACCAGGUGACAGAAACGGCUCCAAAGCGUACAAAAACAAAUUGUCAGGUGUUCUUGGACAUGAAAAUAGGAAAUAAACAGGCGGGCAGGAUUGUUAUUCAGCUGCGACCAGAUGUGGUCCCAAAAACUUCAGAAAAUUUUCGUUGCCUUUGUACUCACGAGAAAGGAUUUGGUUACAAAGGCAGUUCAUUUCACAGAGUUAUUCCAUCAUUUAUGUGUCAGGGCGGUGACUUCACCAACCACAAUGGGACUGGCGGGAAAUCAAUAUAUGGCUCAAAGUUCGAGGAUGAAAACUUCAGCUUAAAACAUGCGGGACCAGGAACGCUGUCCAUGGCGAAUUCUGGACCGAAUACAAACGGAUCACAGUUUUUCAUAUGCACAGAAAAGACAGAUUGGUUGGACAAUAAACAUGUAGUAUUUGGGAAGGUCGUGGAUGGAAUGGACGUGGUUCGCAAAAUGGAGAAAUGUGGCACCAAAUCUGGAAAACCGACUGAUAAGAUCGUGAUUUUAAACUGUGGAGAAUUAGUUUGAUACUACAUGUAAUGCACAUAUAGGUCAUUGCAGCAUUUGUAUUAAGAUCUAUAGCAUCUCAUGAAAAUCCAUUAAGGGCAAAAGAACGAAAGAGAAAAACCCAACAGACUUUCGACUUGAAGAUUUGACUGGCAUAUGUGGUUUAUCAUGAAAGACCAUGUAACUUUAAGUUCAUGUAUUUCUGCAAUUAUCAUUUGCUAUUAUAAUUAACACAAUUGAGUUAGUUUUCCUGUGCUAUCAUGCCUUUUGUUUGUAUGGACUUGCAUUAGUUAGUUACACAGCAUUUUUAAAUGAAACUCUUCUAAGGCUCCCCUAACAGUUUACUUUGUAGGCUCUAUUUCUGCCUAUCUCUGAGCAGCUUUUUGCUCAGAUUCAAAGAACGAUUGAAGGAAGGUUCUUGAUUAUAUAUUAUUAUGGCAAUGACAGAGUGUUCUGGUUUGAUUGAUUUUGUUUUUAAUUGUUUUUUAAGUUAGCUCCUAUUUCACUUUUGGUGGGAAGUUUGUCUGUAAAUACUGGUAAUAUUUCAAUAGUGAAUUGCUGGGGUAUAAUUAAUCUCUAGCAAUGUCAUUUUCAGCUCGGCUGUUUUCAGAGAAAACCCGAGGUAUUGUCAUAGCCAGCUCGUCGUCCGUCGUGCUUAAACCUUGACAUUUUCCUCUAACAUCAAAGUGCUUCCACCUACAACUUUGAAACUUCAUAUGUAGAUGCACCUUGAUGAGUUCUACACGCCACACCCAUUUUUGGGUCACUAGGUCAAAGGUCAAGGUCAUAGCCGACAGCCGAGCGUGGAUCCCCAUUAUGCAGUGCUCUUGUUUAAAAUAAAUUUAAGCAGCACGCUGGGAAAACCAGACUUAAUGCAUGUACAUGUAUAAAAAGUUUGGCCUCAGAUAAGUCUGUGCAGUUUGCCUAGAAAUUUCGGUCACGAAGAGAUAUUUUAUGUACAAAAAAUUUCAUUGAAGCGGAACUGUUGUCCCUUAUUAGCCUGUGCAAAAUCAAUUUUGCCAAAUAAAUUGUGUGUUGACUGUAAGUAAUAAACGUAUAGAAGUGA